Molecule: messenger RNA, 1635 nt
Organism: Kluyveromyces marxianus DMKU3-1042
Lineage: Eukaryota; Fungi; Ascomycota; Saccharomycetes; Saccharomycetales; Saccharomycetaceae
Gene: RAG8
Product: serine/threonine protein kinase YCK1
Exons: 1
Coding region: 1-1635 (544 amino acids)
Biological process (GO): peptidyl-serine phosphorylation; signal transduction; endocytosis
Cellular component (GO): nucleus; cytoplasm
Molecular function (GO): ATP binding; protein serine/threonine kinase activity
Source: RefSeq, a predicted model, not a curated record
AUGAGCCAGCAACAUCCUUCGGCAGCAGCAGCGGCAGCAGCAACGACAGUUCUGGCAGUUAACAACUUAACGAACACUAAGAUGAAUAAUCACCAUUCUUCCACUCAAGUGCUCCAUGGAUCCACGCAGCAUGGCAUUCCGUCAGCAGGCGGGAACAAUCUCAUAAAUGGUGGAGCUGGCAACGGUGCCACGGGAUUGCAGUCCAGUGCUUCAAGCACAAGUACCAGAGACGACUCUACGAUUGUGGGUUUGCACUAUAGAAUUGGGAAGAAAAUCGGUGAAGGGUCCUUUGGUGUCCUUUUCGAAGGUAUAAACAUGAUCAACAACGUUCCUGUGGCAAUCAAGUUCGAGCCAAGGAAAACGGACGCUCCUCAACUAAAAGACGAAUAUAGAACUUACAAGAUUCUUAACGGAUCUGAAGGUAUCCCACAGGCCUACUACUUUGGCCAAGAAGGUUUACACAACAUCUUGGUUAUUGACCUUUUAGGUCCCUCUUUGGAAGAUCUCUUCGACUGGUGUGGACGCAGGUUCUCAAUAAAAACCGUCGUACAAGUUGCUAUACAGAUGAUUACGCUUAUCGAAGAGUUACACGAUCACGACUUAAUAUACCGUGAUAUAAAACCAGAUAACUUCUUAAUUGGAAGACCAAACCAACCAGAUGCAAACAUGGUCCAUUUAAUUGAUUUUGGUAUGGCUAAGUUGUACCGUGAUCCAAAGACCAAACAGCACAUCCCAUACCGUGAGAAGAAAUCACUAAGUGGUACCGCUCGUUACAUGUCCAUCAAUACACAUCUGGGUCGUGAACAGAGCAGAAGGGAUGAUAUGGAAGCUUUAGGUCAUGUUUUCUUCUAUUUUUUGAGAGGACAAUUGCCAUGGCAAGGUCUAAAGGCUGCUAACAACAAACUAAAAUACGAAAAGAUUGGUGAAAAGAAGAGAUCGACUAAUGUGUAUGAUCUAUCACAAGGUUUGCCAGUUCAAUUUGGUCGUUACUUGGAAAUUGUUAGAAACCUUGCGUUCGAAGAGACUCCGGAUUAUGAAGGGUACCGUAAGUUGUUGCUGUCGGUAUUGGACGAGUUAGGACAAAAAUGCGAUGGCGAUUAUGAUUGGAUGAAGUUGAAUGGUGGUCGUGGUUGGGAUCUUGCCAUUAACAAGAAACCAAAUUUGCACGGCUAUGGCCACCCAACUCCACCAAACGACAAGAGUAAAAGACAUAGGAAUAAAUUCAACCAGGUCCCUGCUGCAGUGAACAAUAUGAAUGGAUCAAACGUUCCAUUACAAUCACAGUCUCCAUUACCUGGUGGUACAGACCUGACUCAAGGAGCAAAUAAUGCUCCUCAACAACCUCAACAAAUUAUGACCCAACAACAGUAUCAACAACAUACACAACAAAGGCUGGACCCUACCUCAUAUGAAGCUUACAAGCAACAAGUCCAACAACGUUAUGCCCAACAGCCACAAUCAUCCCAGCAAAAAGCUCAACGUCUACCUAACACUACAUCCCAACAGCAGUUUUCACAGUCUCGUCAACAACAACCACAGUAUCAAUUCCAACAAAACCAACCCCAAAACAACCAAAACCAAGCUACAAGCUCUGGUUCGGAGAAGGGGUUCUUCAGCAAACUCGGUUGUUGUUAG